Molecule: messenger RNA, 702 nt
Organism: Pseudomassariella vexata
Lineage: Eukaryota; Fungi; Ascomycota; Sordariomycetes; Amphisphaeriales; Pseudomassariaceae
Exons: 2
Source: RefSeq, a predicted model, not a curated record
AAGAUGGACGACUACCGUUUCCGCGCGCAACAGUCGCCGCGAACCGAGGCGCCGAUGAAUUCGCUUGUCUCACCCCCGAGGAAUGGCAAUCGAAUGCCUCAGCCAGGGUCCCACGACCCUCGAACCACUCUGCCUCGCCGAUUCACCACGGAUUCGGGGCGUGUACCAACAUUGUCGACUAUAACCACACAGCGUCCGCCUGAGCCGCAAGAAUAUCCCACUGCGGUGAGUCUUUUUGUCCUCCAGCAGCUGGAGAAGAAGAAGAUUGAAUAUGAGAAGCUUCGAGAGCAGAAGCGGCGUUUCGAGGCUGAGAUGCAAAGUCAUGAGUACGAAUUGGCCCAGAUGCAGGAGGACUUGGGCCGGGGAAAUGGAAACGGAAAUGGCCUGGGCUUGACUGGACAUCAAUCUGAGCCGACUACGCCGCCCGAAUACCGCGAGACGUCUUCGGGGUUCCCAACCAUGUUCUCGCGUCCCAACCGAUAUUCGACGUCAAGCUUGGUGUCUCCGCCCGGAUUGUUCAACCGGCCGACCAGAUCUGGGUCUCAACUUGCGUCCCCUCAGUCGGGCAUCUUGCCAUCGCGCUUUGCGUAUGACGAGCACCUGCCCUCACGUUCAGUACCUGGAUCUCGAAGAAAUAGUGAUGAGGACGAAAAGGAAGAGGCCCUUCGUCAGGAUCCUACCAGUCACCGAUCAACCAACGCG